UGAGUAGGCCAACAUUAGACGGGAUAGGCUGACUGGUUCGGUAUCUGCGCCUCCAACAGAACCAGUCUCCUCCCCUAAAGUUGAUGUGAAAGAGAGAACAUUAUGCUGUCUGAACACGGGAAGAAGUUGGGUUCAUAAACUAAAUCGGCAGUUUGUUUACAGUAACUCCAAGUUUUUCCUUUGUCGUCUUUUUGUAAUUUUGACUGGUAAAAACGGGAAAACAUGUCUCGUUUCUGGGCGGUGUUGUUCGCAAUUUGACGAGUGAUACGCAGGAUUGUUGCCAAGAUACAUUGUAACGUGUCAGAGGGAUAACAUAAUCAAACCAAGACGGCUGUAUGUCCCUGGAAAGACGACUUUUGGACAGAAUUAAGCGAAAAUGUCAGACAACAGAUCUAGUUUUCUUCAUAUUGGAGACAUUGUGUCGCUGUACGCAGAAGGCACUGUCAAUGGCUUCAUCAGUACAUUGGGGCUUGUUGAUGACAGGUGUGUGGUGCAGCCCGAUGCAGGAGACCUGGCCAAUCCGCCCAAAAAGUUCAGAGACUGCCUGUUCAAGGUGUGUCCGAUGAACAGGUACUCUGCUCAGAAGCAGUUCUGGAAGGCCAAACAGGGCAAACAAGGCAACAACAACACACAAGAAGACCUAUUCAAGAAGUUACAGCAUGCAGCAGAACUGGAACAGAAGCAGAAUGAGACGGAGAAUAAGAAGCUGCUGGGAGAGGUGGUAAAGUACAGUAACGUCAUCCAGCUUCUGCAUAUAAAGAGUAACAAGUACUUGACGGUGAACAAGCGUCUGCCAGCGCUGCUGGAGAAGAAUGCCAUGCGUGUGUCUCUGGACCCAGCCGGCAAUGAGGGCUCCUGGUUCUACAUCCAGCCCUUCUGGAAACUCCGCAGCGAGGGGGAUAACGUGGUGGUGGGAGACAAGGUGGUCCUGAUGCCCGUAAACGCAGGGCAGCCUCUCCACGCCAGCAACAUUGAGCUGCUAGACAACGCCGGCUGCAAGGAGGUGAACGCUGUGAACUGCAACACCAGCUGGAAGGUCACUCUGUUCAUGAAGUUCAGUGACUACAGAGAGGACGUCCUCAAAGGAGGUGAUGUGGUGCGCCUGUUCCACGCUGAACAAGAGAAGUUCUUGACAUGUGACGAAUACAGGAAUCAGCAGCACAUCUUCCUCAGGACCACCCUGAGACAGUCUGCCACCUCUGCCACCAGCUCCAAAGCACUCUGGGAAAUAGAGGUUGUGCACUACGACCCCUGCAGAGGAGGUGCCGGCCAGUGGAACAGCCUGUUUCGCUUCAAACACCUGGCCACUGGAAACUACCUGGCUGCAGAGAUUAACCCUGAUUUCCGGGAUGAAAGUGUGGAUUCUAAAGCAGAGGUGAAUCAGACGGAGACAGAUACAGCGUACUCCAAGAGGAAGCGUCAGGCUGCAGAGAAGAUAGCCUGCACCCUGGUGUCUGUGCCCCAUGGCAACGACAUCGCCUCUUUGUUUGAGCUGGAUGCCACCACGCUGCAGAUGGCUGACUGUCUGGUGCCCAGGAACUCGUACGUACGGCUGAGACACCUAUGUACCAACACCUGGGUGAGCAGCACCAACUUCCCCAUCGACGCUGAGGAGGAGCGCCCCGUCAUGCUCAAGAUUGGCACGUGCCCUACGAAGGAGGACAAGGAGGCAUUUGCUAUUGUCUCUGUACCCCUGUUUGAGGUUCGAGACCUGGACUUUGCCAACGAUGCCAACAAGGUCCUAGAGUCGACUGUGAAGAAGCUGCAGUAUGGCAACAUUGCUCAGAACGAGAGGAGGUUUGUGACCAAGCUGUUGGAGGACCUGAUCUUCUUUGUGUGCGAGGUCCCCAACAACGGUCAGGACGUGCUGUCUGUGGUCAUCUCCAACCCCAACAGGGAAAGGCAGAAACUAAUGAGGGAACAGAACAUUCUAGCCCAGAUUUUUGGUAUUCUGAAGGCUCCAUUCACGGACCAGGGGGAGGGUCCCAUGCUGAAGCUGGAGGACUUGGGGGACCAGCGCUACGCUCCCUUUAAGUACAUGCUGCAGCUGUGCUACCGGGUGCUGCGCCACUCCCAACAGGACUACCGCAAGAACCAGGAGUACAUAGCCAAGAAGUUCUCCAUCAUGCAGUCUCAGAUCGGUUAUGAGAUCCUGGCGGAGGACACAAUUACAGCUCUGCUCCACAACAACCGCAAGCUGCUGGAGAAACACAUCACAGCCAAGGAGAUCGAGACCUUCGUCAAACUGCUGCGACGCAACCGAGAGCCCAGGUUUCUGGACUAUCUGUCAGACCUGUGUGUGUCCAAUAAGACGGCCAUUCCAGUGACACAGGAGCUCAUCUGUAAAUUCAUGCUGAACUCCGCCAAUGCUGACAUCCUCAUCCAGACCAAGCUAAUCCCCAACACAGAGACAUCCCUGGAGUCGUCCUUGCUGCUGGAGGACACAGAGGAGGAGGAGGUGUGGCUCUACUGGAUCGACAGCCACAAGGAGCCGCACGGCAAGUCCAUCCGCCACCUGGCCCAGGACGCCAAGGGCAACCACAAGCUGGACAGUGACAUCAUCACCUACUACAGAUACCAGCUCAACCUGUUUGCCAAGAUGUGUCUGGACCGCCAGUACCUGGCCAUCAACCGGUUGUCCAGCCAGCUGCCCGUGGAACUGAUCCUGCGCUGCAUGUUUGACGACUGCCUGCCCUACAACCUGCGCGCCUCCUUCUGCCGCCUCAUGCUGCACAUGCACGUGGACCGCGAGCCCCAGGAGGCCGUGGUGGCCGUGCGCUACGCCCGCCUCUGGACCGAAAUCCCCUCCAAGAUCACCAUCCAUGAGUAUGAGUAUGAGUUCAGAGACACCUCCAGAGAGGAGAUGAAGAGGAAGUUUGCCCCCACCAUGGAGUUUGUAGAGGAAUACCUCAAAGACGUGGUCAGCCAACCCUUUCCCUUUGAAGACAAAGAGAAGAAUGAACUGACUCUGGAGGUGGUACAUCUGGCCCGUAACCUGGUCUACUUUGGCUUCUACAGCUUCAGUGAGCUGCUGCGACUCACACGUACCCUCCUGGCCAUACUGGACUUUGUCCAGCACCCGCUCACCUACAUGGACAAGCUCAGCAAGAGUCCCGAGGCAGGAAACAACGUGUUGCGUACCAUCCACGGCGUGGGGGAGAUGAUGACACAGAUGGUGCUGAGUAGAGGGUACGUCCUGCCUCACCACCUUCCCGACACGCCCCCGUCCCUCCAGCACGGAAUACAACCCUUCCUUCUGCCCGACAACGAAGAUGUCAUGGUCAUGGAUACCAAGCUCAAAAUCAUUGAGAUCCUACAGUUCAUCCUGAGUGUGCGGCUGGACUACAGGAUCACCUACUUGCUAUCCAUCUAUAAGAAAGAAUUUGGCGACAGGAAUCUACCGGACAGCUCUAUGUCGGUGUCUGAAUUCCCCUCCAUGUCAGAUCCAGACAUAGAUGAGAUUGCAGCCAAAGCAGAGACCAUGUUUGCUGGAAGUUCAGAGUGUAGUGCUGUGGAGCUGGAUGACGAAGGGGGUAGGACCUUCCUGAGGGUGCUGAUCCAUCUCAUCAUGCAGGACUACCCCCCACUGGUCUCAGGCUCGCUGCAGCUCAUGUUCAAACACUUCAGCCAGAGAGCAGAGGUCCUACAGGCCUUCAAACAGGUCCAGUUGCUGGUGUCGGAGCAGGAUGUAGAGAACUACAAGCAGAUCAAGACAGACCUGGACCAGCUAAGGCUGACGGUGGAGAAGUCUGAACUGUGGGUGGAGAAAAGUGGAGCCUACGGCAGUGAGGACAUAGGAGAGAGUCAGGGCAAGGAGCAGACCAUGGAGGAGGCUGGAAUCCUGAGCCCAGUACAGGGUGGGGAUGUGAAGCCCCAGAUAGACAGCAACAAAGCCAACAACUACAACAUUGUCAAAGAGAUCCUGCUGCGGCUCAGUAAGCAGUGUUACCCCGGGAAAAAGAGUCGUGUGCAGCAGCAGAGGCUACUGAAGAACAUGGGUGCUCACACUGUGGUGCUGGACCUGCUCCAGAUACCUUAUGAGAAGAGUGAUAAGAAGAUGAAUGAGAUCAUGACACUGGCCCACGUGUUCCUGCAGAACUUCUGUAAAGGGAACAGCCAGAACCAGGUUCUGCUCCACAAACACCUCAACCUGUUCCUCACACCAGGGCUCCUGGAGGCUGAGACCAUGCGCUACAUCUUCAUGAACAACUUCUAUCUGUGCAACGAUAUCAGUGACCGUGUGGUCCACCAUUUUGUUCACUGCAUCGAGACGCACGGCCGACACGUCCAGUACCUCAAGUUCCUCCAGACCAUCGUUAAGGCCGACGGGAAGUAUGUCAAGAAGUGCCAGGACAAGGUCAUGACCGAGCUGGUGAACGGUGGCGAGGACGUGCUGGUGUUCUACAACGACCGCUCCUCCUUCCCGGUGCUGUUCCAGAUGAUGGGCUGCGAACGGGAGCGUGGGGACGAGGGCGGAGCCCUGGCCUACCACAACACCCUGGUAGAGCUCCUCGCUGCCUGCACCGAGGGCAAAAACGUCUACACUGAGCUGAAAUGUAACUCCCUGCUGCCCCUGGAUGACAUCGUCAAGGUGGUCACCCACGAUGACUGCAUCGCUGAGGUGAAGACGGCUUACGUGAACUUUGUGAACCACUGCUAUGUGGACACGGAGGUGGAGAUGAAGGAGAUCUACACCAGCCACCACAUCUGGAAGCUCUUUGAGAACUUUCUGGUGGACAUGGCACGGGUGUGCAACAGCACCACGGACCGUAACCAUGCCGACGUUCCCCUGGAAAUGUAUGUGAUUGAGACAGUAAUGGCCAUCGUCAAGGGCUUCUUCAGCUCCCAGUUCCCUGUCAACAACUCCAACCUGCAGACCCACCAGCCCAUCUUCAUCAAGCUGCUCCAGUCUUCCUUCAGGAUCUAUAACUGCACCUGGAUCAGCUCGGCCCAGAAGAACAACAUUGAGGGCUGCAUCAAAACACUGGCUGACGUGGCCAAGGCGCGUGCCAUAGCCAUACCGGUGGAUCUGGACAGCCAGGUGAACACUCUGUCUCUGAAGGCCCACACCAAUGUGGUGCAUCGUGCCGCCAAGGACUGGAGGAUCUCAGCACGCACCCGGCCCCGAAAGGAGACCCUAGGAGGGCCCGACUACAAGAGCAUCAUCGAGAAGCUGCAGGGUGUGGUGGCAUGUCUAGAGGAGCAGUUCAGUCCUAAGGUCCAGGCCGAGUUCUCUGUGUUGGUGGAUGUACUACACAGCCCUGAGCUGUUGUUCCCAGAGGCUGCCAGACUGCGCUGUGAGAGUGGAGCCUUCAUGUCCAAACUGAUCAAACACACCAAGAAGCUGAUGGACAAAGAGGAAAAACUGUGCAUUAAGAUCCUGCAGACACUUAGAGAAAUGCUGGACAAGAAGGAGGCCUUCGAUGAGCCUGUGAGUACUGAUCCAGACAUGGGAAAUGUGUUAAGGCAUAUUCUCCUCACUCGCUACUUUGGAAAUCAAAGGCUUCUCUCCAAAUCAGAGUUUGGGAGCGGGAACAGCUCGGCUGGAGGCUUUGGAGGUGGCUCUCUGGUCCAGGACUCUGACAAGCCGAGCAGCAGCAUGGUGGACAUCCAGUGUCUGCUUGACAGUGAGGGAGCCUCAGAGCUGGUCAUAGACCUCAUUGUCAGUACCAAGAACGAUCGCGUGUUCCAGGAGAGCAUCCUGCUAGGCAACGCCCUGCUGCGGGGGGGAAACACUCAGAUACAGAACUCGUUCUACCACCAGCUGCACAAGCAGAAAAAGUCGGAGCGCUUCUUCAAGGUGUUCUAUGACCGCAUGCGUCUGGCCCAGCAAGAGAUCCGGGCCACUGUGUCCGUCAACAUGUUCGAGGUCAGCACCUGCAGGAAGAGAGAGGAGGACGUCGACGUCAGUCACAGUGGAAUCCGGCUCAGGAAAACAGCGAAAGACUCUUCCCUUCACAUGAAAGACAACAUGCGUGGCCAGUUGAAGGAGGCGUCCUCAGCCACCUCCAAGGCCUUUGUCUCCUUCCGGAAGGAUCUGGACACAGACCUGGAGGUGCUGGAUGGCCAGGCCGGUGAUGGGCCCGGGGGAGGGGGCGAGGAGAGGGAGGAAGAGGCCCAGAUGAGCCCGGCCAUCACCAUCAUGAAGCCUAUCCUGCGAUACCUCCAGCUGCUCUGUGAGAACCACAACAGGAACCUGCAGAACUUCCUGCGGAACCAGAACAACAAGACUAACUACAACCUAGUGUGUGAGACUCUGCAGUUCCUGGACAUCAUGUGUGGUAGCACCACGGGAGGCCUGGGCCUGCUGGGCCUCUACAUCAAUGAGGGCAACGUGGACCUUGUCCGGCAGACCCUGGAGACAAUCACAGAGUACUGCCAGGGGCCUUGCCCAGAGAACCAGUCCUGUAUAGCCAAGCACGAGUCCAACGGAAUCGAUAUCAUCAUAGCUCUGAUAGUCAACUCCAUCAACCCCUUGGGGAAGAAUCGAAUGGACCUGGUGCUGGAACUCAAGAACAACGCCUCCAAGCUGCUGCUGGCAAUCAUGGAGAGUCGCCAUGACAGCGAGAACGCCGAGAAGAUCCUUUACAAGAUGAGGCCCAUGGAGCUGGUGGAUGUGAUGAAGGAGGCGUAUGCCCAGGGGCUGGAGAGUGAAGCUGAGGAGAACUCUAUAGGAGACCAGAUCAAACCAAAAGACGUAGGACACAACAUCUACAUCCUGGCCCACCAGCUAGCCAGACACAGCAAGUUCCUGCAGCAGAGCUUGAGGCCGCCAGCGGCGGGGCUGCUGCUGAACGAUGACACGGAGGGAGACGACGCCCUUGGUUACUAUGCCAACCACACCGCUCAGAUAGAGAUUGUGCGUCAUGACCGCACCAUGGAGCAGAUAGUGUUUCCAGUGCCCAACAUCUGUGAGUACCUGACAGAGGAGUCCAAGACGCGCGUGUUCACUACAACCGAGAGGGAUGACCAGGGCAGCAAGGUCAACGACUUCUUCACACAGUUUGACGACCUCUAUAAUGAGAUGCGCUGGCAGAAGAAGAUACGCAAUAACCUGGCUCUGUUCUGGUUCUCUCGGCACAUCUCUCUGUGGGGAAGCAUCUCUUUCUACCUAGCCGUUCUAGUCAACGUGGCCGUGGCGCUCUUCUACCCCUUUGGAGAUGACGGAGAUGAAGGCAUCCUGCCCCCCUUUGUGUCCAUCCUGCUGUGGGUGGCGUUGGUGGUGUGCACCGCCAUGCUCUUCAUCCUGCCCAAACCAGGGAGUGUCCGGCCCUUCCUUGUCUCGGUCAUACUGCGCUCUAUUUACACACUGGGCCUGGGCCCGACCCUGCUGCUACUGGGGGCCGCCAAUCUCCUAAAUAAGAUAGUGUUCCUGGUGAGCUUCGUGGGCAACCAGGGGACGUUCACGCGGGGCUACAAGGCGGUGGUCAUGGACAUGCCCUUCCUCUACCACGUGGGCUACAUCAUCGUCUGUAUGCUGGGCCUCUUCGUCCAUGAGUUCUUCUACAGCUUCCUGCUUUUUGAUCUGCUGAACCGCGAGGAGACCCUGCUGAACGUGAUCAAGAGCGUGACACGUAAUGGGCGCUCCAUCGUCCUUACGGCUGUGCUGGCCCUCAUUCUGGUCUACCUCUUCUCCAUCGUGGGCUUCCUCUUCCUCAAGGACGACUUCCUCAUGGACGUGCAACGUCUGCCAGGGAAACUGGAAACACUAAAAGAUGGCCGAGCUUCCUCCGACAAGUGUUUGAAAGACGGCUGCCCAGACUACUUACCCACGUCUGUCACCAUGAUGGUGGAGGAGGACGAUGGGACGGAGCGUGUGUGUGACACUCUGCUGAUGUGUAUCGUGACGGUGCUGAACCAGGGCCUGAGGAACGGAGGGGGAGUAGGAGACGUGCUGAGGAAGCCUUCCAAAGACGAUCCUCUGUUUGCGGCCCGUGUGGUGUAUGACCUACUGUUCUUCUUUAUUGUCAUCAUCAUCGUCCUCAACCUCAUCUUUGGCGUCAUCAUCGAUACGUUCGCCGACCUGAGGAGUGAGAAGCAGAGGAAGGAGGAGAUACUGAAGACCACCUGCUUCAUAUGUGGGUUGGAGAGGGAUAAGUUCGACAACAAGACAGUGUCAUUUGAGGAGCACAUCAGGUCAGAACACAACAUGUGGCACUACCUGUACUUCCUGGUUCUGGUGAGGGUGAAGGACCCCACGGAGUACACUGGCCCCGAGAGCUACGUGGCCCAGAUGAUCAAGGAGAAGAACCUGGACUGGUUCCCCCGGAUGCGGGCCAUGUCCCUGGUGAGCAGCGAGGGGGACGGCGAGCAGAACGAGAUGCGCUCCCUGCAGGAGAAACUGGACAGCACUGUCACACUGGUGUCCCUGCUGUCCUCCCAGCUGUCUGAGCUAAAGGAUCAGAUGACAGAGCAGAGGAAGAACAAACAGAUGAUGGGCUUCCUGGGGCCUGCUGGGGUCAACAACCACCACAUCCCAGCACACUGAGGGUAGUCCCCCUGCUAACAGAGAAAACUGCUGGAGGUACACAAAGGGGCCAUAAACACGUGUGCGCACACACACACACACACACACACACACACACACACACACACACACACACACACACACACACACAUACGUACACACACAAUAGUAUCAGAUUUAUGGGGCCUGCAGCCACUGGCCCACACGCAUAAUUUACUCAAACAGUGCUUUGUAUUCAAAGCAAACAGUGCCUUGUUCUUAGACAGUGUACUGACUCCUCACCCAGCAUCACCCUCUCACAUAUCACAUAGAACAGUACAGUGAUGUCUGCCUUUAGGACAGCACAGCUGCCCAGUCAUACUGAUCAUCCCAUGUCAGUCUUGCUGCUCUAUGAGUGAGCCUCUGAAUGAGAUGCAAGGUAUACCACACAUUGGCCAGUGUCACUAUGGCAGACUCCUGCAGACUGGAGGUCAUGGGAGAGGGUUAAAGGUUAAGUACAGUGGCCCUAUGGGCAGCAACGCUCUUUCUUCUGUAUUCUCAGUGUACUGUGUCUGUCUGAGACUAAGAUGAAGACAGAGACUGGGCUAUAACGUAGGUCAGGUAUUGGUACAUUGGGUUGGUUGGUGUUAUUCAAUUCUCUUUGGACUUGAAAGGGGCUGCUCCUUGUAUUACUGAUAGGCCCUCUUUGGAAAGGGUGUACGUGUAACUUUACGGUGAAGUAUUUUCUUCCUAGCCUGGUCUCAGAUCUGUUUGUGUUGUCUUGCCAACUCCUACGAAAAUGAUAAUUGGAGUUGGUAAUACCGCACAAACAGAUGUGGGACCAGGUUAUUCUCUUUGGAUAUGUUUUAAUAUAACCUGUUAAAUUGUGAACGGAACUGGAGUAUUACAUUUUUUAUAUUUUGGAAUUAGAAAUGGAACAUUGAUCAACUUACCGCCUGGCUGCCUUGGGGGGUAACAUUGAUCAACUUACCGCCUGGCUGCCUUGGGGGGUAACAUUGAUCAACUUACCGCCUGGCUGCCUUGGGGGGUAACAUUGAUCAACUUACCGCCUGGCUGCCUUGGGGGGUAACAUUGAUCAACUUACCGCCUGGCUGCCUUGGGGGGUAACAUUGAUCAACUUACCGCCUGGCUGCCUUGGGGGGUAACAUUAAUCAACUUACCGCCUGGCUGCCUUGGGGGGUAACAUUGAUCAACUUACCGCCUGGCUGCCUUGGGGGGUAACAUUGAUCAACUUACCGCCUGGCUGCCUUGGGGGGUAACAUUGAUCAACUUACCGCCUGGCUGCCUUGGGGGGUAACAUUGAUCAACUUACCGCCUGACUGCCUUGGGGGGUAACAUUGAUCAACUUACCGCCUGGCUGCCUUGGGGGGUAACAUUGAUCAACUUACCGCCUGGCUGCCUUGGGGGGUAACAUUGCUUUGUCAUCUCAAUCAUUAUGACUGUGAUAGUCAAUGUUCUCAAUAUCCUGCACUUUAAAAAUAACGUACAACUGGAGAAACGGAUUUGCAUAUGAUGUUACUUUGCCUUUUGUUUUACACUUUACUUGAACUCGCUGCCAUAAUGCUUCAUACCAGUUUCAUUAACAUGUCGUAAAGCUUCAUAGAAUGUGUCAGGUCUCCAGGAUAUACUAUGCCAAUGUUAUGACACAUAUACAUUUACAUGUAUUGUGGUAUUUAGCCUUAUGCUAUGAAGCUUCACGGCAUGUUUACGACGAGUUCAACUAAAGUGUUGUCGCCUUUUCUCUCAGAAGUCUCCUCCGUGAUAAUGCAAUCCCUGAACAGCAUUACGACUUUCUAUUCAUAUUGUACAUAGUCUAUAAAUAACAGAAUGAAAAGAAAAUGUAUAUGAAGAUAAUCUGAUUAUCUGUACGGAAUUUACUUGAAAUGCCUUGAGUCUUAAAUCCUAUAUUGGUACAGAAUGUAGUCAGGAGGAUUGAUUUGAAAAUCAUGUGCUUGUGUCCAAUACAGUAGAUCGUCUUAGUAACUCACUCGUGUUGAUAGAGAUGUUUGAUCAUAAUGUAAUCGUGGUGUGCGUCCCAAAUGGCCCCCUGUUUCCUAUGUAGUGCCCUACUUUUGACCAGGGCCUAGAGGGCUCAAGUAGGUGCUUCUGGGCCCUGGUCAAAAGUAGGGCAAUAUAUAGAGAAUAUAUUGCUAUUUGGGACAUAGGCAUCAACUCAUCUCAUACUGUAAUGAUCAUUCUCAAUGGUUUGUUAGGGGUUCAAACAGUGAAGCUGUGAGAAGCCCUAUUGUAUUUGUUGGCGUUCAUUAUUAUACAUCUUCUUCCGCAAAGGAAAAUGAAUACCCACAUUCCUGUAAGGCCUUAGAGGGUGCAAUUUGGCAUGAUGGUAAAGGCCCAUGGGCCCCACACCCUCUCAAGCAAUGCCAUGUCAAUUGGACUCGUGGUGGCGUUAUAACAAGCGAUUGAAGAUGCAAACUUUGAAAGGUCAUGUCCCUUACCCCGUUUGAGUCAUGAAAUUCAGUACAUAGGUCCCUCUCCUCACAAGGAAUGAAUUUGCUUCAAUGACGCAUAAGGUUUUCCAUGAUGGAUUUUCUACCAUUUCCAAUUUUUUGAUAAACAUUUAAAACGCUACUCAUCUGGCAUCGAAUGACCGAUAUGCAUGAAACUUGAUACAUGGUAUCUAUGUACCAAGUUCUCUCUAAGCAAUAUUUUACAGGAUAGCAUCUCAAACAACAUGGCCGCUAGUGACCAAUAAACAUUUAAGUUGGCGUGACCUGGCACAUAAAUGCAUAUAAAUCAGACACAGAUAUUUGUAUUGUAACAACUUCAAACACAUGUUCCAAACACUGUCAAAACUCAACAUAUGCAAGCACAUUUAGAUCAAUCACAAAGUGGCACUGUCAGGGGCACAUGAUUAUAUCUCUUGAUCUGUUUCACUCAGAUUGAUGAAAUUUGGCACACACGCUCAGGGAUCUGGGUGUAGCUAACUUGUAGAGUAUGGUUAGGUUUCCUGUAAAAACAGGAAAAAACAAUCAUGCAAGCUCAUUGGCUUAUAGUGGCCAUGUUGUUUGAGCUAGAGUCUUUGAAAAUAUGUUGUUUAAAGAUGUUCAUAGAUGCUAUGUACCAAAUUUGUUGCCAAUUGGUCAAGCUAUUUUCUGUUGUCAUUUUUAACUCUUGUAACUCAGCCAUGUAACUCAGUCACAUGGAAUUCAAUUUAAUAUGUGUGUAUAAAACUUGUUUGUCUGUAAAUGUUUUUAUCUUCCACAAUCACAUGACAGUAUGAGAGUAUGUAUGCACUUCAGAGGGGAAUGCCCUUUGACACUUUUCUGUAAACAGUGUGGUGUGUUUUAUGUUGAUCAAAUGCUAUAUUGUAAUAAAUCUAUGAUAAGAUGAGA
Molecule: messenger RNA, 11820 nt
Organism: Salvelinus fontinalis (brook trout)
Lineage: Eukaryota; Metazoa; Chordata; Actinopteri; Salmoniformes; Salmonidae
Product: inositol 1,4,5-trisphosphate receptor type 2-like
Exons: 57
Coding region: 377-8488 (2703 amino acids)
Biological process (GO): calcium ion transmembrane transport
Cellular component (GO): membrane; endoplasmic reticulum
Molecular function (GO): inositol 1,4,5 trisphosphate binding; inositol 1,4,5-trisphosphate-gated calcium channel activity
Source: RefSeq, a predicted model, not a curated record